This is a messenger RNA of Penicillium argentinense, 702 nucleotides long. Its product is annotated as bifunctional precorrin-2 dehydrogenase/sirohydrochlorin ferrochelatase MET8. The transcript is spliced from 2 exons. The record is from RefSeq and is a predicted model, not a curated record. Lineage: Eukaryota; Fungi; Ascomycota; Eurotiomycetes; Eurotiales; Aspergillaceae. Bases 1 to 702 code for a protein of 233 amino acids. Gene Ontology annotation, molecular function: precorrin-2 dehydrogenase activity; protoporphyrin ferrochelatase activity. Gene Ontology annotation, biological process: siroheme biosynthetic process.
AUGUCUUUCCCUCCAGUCCAGGGCGGUGGCUCGCUGAUCGUCGCCUGGCAGGUCAAGGCCAAGCACGUGCUGGUCGUGGGUGGCGGCGAGGUCGCCGCCGGCCGCAUCCUACACGCCCUCAAUGCCGAUGCCCACGUUACCGUCGUCAGUCCGGCCAGCGGAUUGAACCCCGAAGUCGCCUUCCGCGUCGCCGAGAAGCAAGUCGCCCAUAUCGACCGGACCUUCCAGCCGAGUGACCUGGACACCGCGGACAUGGUGAUGUGCGCCAUUGAUGACCCGGAAGCCUCCACUCAGGUCUGGAAGCUGUGCAAGGAGCGUCGCAUCCCGGCCAACAUCGCUGAUGUUCCGCCCGAGUGCGACUUCUACUUUGGUAGCAUGCAUCGUGACGGGCCCUUGCAAGUCAUGGUGAGUACCAAUGGCAAUGGGCCGAAACUGGCCAACAUCGUGCGCAGAAAGAUUGCCGAUGCCCUGCCGGAGAAUAUGGGUGCUGCUAUUGAGAAUGUGGGCAAGCUCAGGAAGAAGCUGCGCGAGGUUGCGCCCAACCCGGAAGAGGGUCCCAAGAGAAUGAAAUGGAUGUCUGCCGUGUGCGAACAGUGGAGCCUGGACGACUUAGUCCAGAUGGGCGAGCAGGACAUGGACAGGCUACUGACACACUAUGCAUCCGGAAAAGUCCCGCUCCUCCAGGAAGUACGACAAAUAUGA